AUGGGAAUUAAAACCUUGCUUCCUUUUCUGAAAGACGUCACUGAAAACAGCUAUUUAGACAGUUUUAAAGGUCUCGUGGCGGCCGUAGAUGCGUCUUGUUGGUUACACAAGGCCAUUGCGAUCAGUUAUUCGCAAUUCGGAGACGAUCGAAGGUGAGAACUUUUAAUAUGAAAGUUUUACUAUGUCUUAAUUUGUAUUGCAUUUUAACUAAUGUUUUUACUUCUUAGAGUGAAGGAGAUCUGCAAUUCUUAUCUGGAUCUACUGGAAAGGAAUAAAAUUCGACCGUUGGUCGUGUUCGACGGAUUGCCGCUACCGGGCAAGGACAGAGAGCGUGAUAACAGAGCAAUGUGAGAGAAUUUUUUUGCAUUGACAGUUGAAGCUCAGUUCAAAUAUUUAAGCCUUUUGUCUAAUUUUCUUUAGUAGAAAUGAUUUUUUUUCAGCAGACAUUGAUCUCCCAUAAAUCUUCUUCCUUUAGGCAAAGAAAACAACAACAGCAAAAAGCUGACCAACUUCGGCGCAGUGGAAAGGUGACUGAGGCAAGAAACGCUUUGGCUGCAGCUGCAGAAAUUAACCACGAUCUCGUCUGUGGGUUUAUUCAAGUAAGUCUAAGUCUCAAUUUUGGCAUAAAGUUUAUCAUUUCAGUAAGCUUAAAAUACAUUUUUUUCUAGACUUCUUAAUAAUUAAAUAUUGUAUUGUUUUUAAUUAAAAAUUGAAUGACCUCGUUAAGAUAAUUUUUUAUUCUUUUCAUUUAUAGACUUGCCGACAAAAGUCUAUUGAUUAUGUGGUAGCUCCGUACGAGGCUGAUGCAGAGAUAGCAUUACUUUAUGAGCAUGCUAUGUAG
Molecule: messenger RNA, 841 nt
Organism: Porites lobata
Lineage: Eukaryota; Metazoa; Cnidaria; Anthozoa; Scleractinia; Poritidae
Source: the annotation of a GenBank genome assembly